GCAUAGCCCUCAAACCUUUACAAUACCUGCAAAAUACAAACUUCCUCAAAGACAACCUUUGUUUGUGCACUCUCUUCAAGAAUUCUCUCCCUCCUCUGUUUCUUAAAAGAAAAAAAAUCCUAAGAGAGUCAUCAAUAAUCAUGGCUCUCUCACAUCCCAUGAUAAUUUUCUCCCUUUUUCUUACAUUUCUAACCCUCUCUGCUGCUCAAUCACCCAUGGCCUCUCCACCUAUGUCCAUGAUGGCCCCCACAAUGCCACCAUCCACCAUGGCAAUGCCACCAAUGUCCGCCAUGUCACCACCACCGGCCGCCAUGUCAUCUCCUCCAAUGAGCCCAAUGGCACCAUCCAUGAGCCGAAUGACACCAACAAUGAGCCCAACGAGCCGAAUGACACCAACAAUGAGCCCAACGAGUCGAAUGACACCAUCAAUGAGCCCACCAGUGGACUCACCACCAGUCCCUGCAGCACCUGGAACGGCACCCGCUACGGAUAUGACGGGACCAGCGCCUGCACCAGCACCAGCACCUAUAAAUGGUGCAACGAAUACAGCAUCUAUUGGAUUUGUUCAAGGAAGUUGCAUGGCCAUGGUAGCAAUUAUUGGGAGUGUAGCACUUUUUUUCUAAAUUGAAUUAGUCAUUUAAUUUCAUUUGCUUUCACUAUUGUUGUAGGUUACAAAUAAUUUACUUAUUUGUGUACUAUUUUGUUUUCAAUUUCUUCUAGUGUUCUAUUUUCUUCUUCUUCUUCUUCUUUUUAUCUCAUUGUAUCGUUGAUUUUGUGUGGAAAGGUGAGGAAUUUGAGGAGGUCUGGUUGGAGAUUUUAUCAAAUGUUACAUGCUCUAUAUGUGACAUUUUGACAUUUUAGCUUAAUAAGAUGCUAUUCUCGCUUUCUUUCUAUUUAAA
Messenger RNA from Lycium barbarum (goji berry), 899 nucleotides. Its product is annotated as lysine-rich arabinogalactan protein 19. Lineage: Eukaryota; Viridiplantae; Streptophyta; Magnoliopsida; Solanales; Solanaceae. The transcript has a single exon. The record is from RefSeq and is a predicted model, not a curated record. Bases 141 to 623 code for a protein of 160 amino acids.